Messenger RNA from Uloborus diversus, 602 nucleotides. Its product is annotated as cytochrome b-245 light chain-like. Gene Ontology annotation, biological process: superoxide anion generation. The record is from RefSeq and is a predicted model, not a curated record. The transcript is spliced from 6 exons. Gene Ontology annotation, cellular component: NADPH oxidase complex. Bases 61 to 519 code for a protein of 152 amino acids. Gene Ontology annotation, molecular function: heme binding. NCBI's taxonomy places the organism in Eukaryota, Metazoa, Arthropoda, Arachnida, Araneae, Uloboridae.
UGCGAACAUUCUAUUUAUCAUUUAAGUAUCGUAUGAACUUUCGAAGAUUGUAUAAAUGAUAUGAAGCUUUCUUUAAAGCCAUUAGAAUGGGGUUUAUAUGCAAAUGAAUAUGCUCUCAUAACUUCAUAUGCUGUUAUCGUUGGAGGAUUGCUUGGUACUUGCUUCCCAUUUCCAAAGUGGCAAUUAUCCAUUUACUCUCUCUUCGUAGGUAUUAUAGUCUUCGUUUUAGAAUACCCUAGAAGUUAUAGAAGUGACUUGAAGUUUGUUGAAAGAAGAUACCAAAAAUACUUUGUUCCUUUUGUUUUACAUCUUGGAUUUUUGGGAAAAAAUUUCUAUGCAAGAUUUGUUUUAUAUUUGGGAUUGUCUGUUCCUUUGUUAUUUCUUCUCCCUACAUUUAUUGGAGGUGUAAGCAUGAUAACAGCAUCUUUAUUCUACUUAAAGGCUGCUAGCUGUGGAUAUGAGUGGAAAGUUGUUUCUUCAAAUGAGCUUACAGAGUGCAGAAAGGAGCCCCUUUUGUGAAAUUAUUAUUUGUGAUAUUAAUUUAAAGUUUCAAUAGCAAACUUUUGUAAGAAUUUUGUUUAAAUUAACUUUUCCCCUCCAAG